AUGUUAAGAUAUCGAUAUGGUGCCGUUAGAUGUGCGUCAAAAGGUCGUCAACCGAACAUAUCAGCUACCGAUGGUUUGAAAAGACAGGAAACAUGGAUAAAAAAAGUGAUUACCUCCCAGUCAUUGACACGUAGAAAUGACAAGUUUUCUGCUUUUACUGACCAGUUGACACCAGUGCCUAAAGAAUAUACAGGAGAACUUUCAAAACCUCCUACUUUAAAGCAUUCAUUGACGCAAUGUCUAUAUCAACCAAUGAACAUUGUACCUCUUCGUGAUAACCGGACUAGCGUCUUUAACUUCACACCUUUCUUGGAAUCGCUAAUUGAUGUGGAAGAUUUUGAUUUCGAUGGUAUUUCGCCUUUUAUCCCACCUUCUCAAGACCCCAAGUUGGCUAAGAUUACUGAGAAUAUGGACAAACGAUAUUUCUCAUCAACGAGUUCUAUGACGGGAUUGCUUUCACACAUGCAUUUUCUCUUGUCAAACUUCAGGCCGUUGAACCUCGAUCAAUUGACACGGUCCAUCUCGCCCCAGUAUCCUACUUUCACGCGGGGUGCUAGGUCAUCUUGUGCCAUUAUCAUGAAAAGAACCAAGAAUGGUUGUGAUCGGUUUUCCAUAUCUGCUGAUAAGUCUAUAAACAAGGAUAUCAUUCUCUCUAGGUUGGGCCACUGUCUAGAGAUGCUUUUGACCACUCCCGAACAGGAGUUUGAUAAGCGUUACAAUAAGAAUGUGAGGAACAAAGCGGAACAGAAAACAUUAUCUUCCAGUACAAGCGUGGAUAACUAUCACUACGCUACUAUUGGAGAUUUUGUAUUACGGUCGCAGUUGGAUGCAUACGAGCCGAACCUCCCUGGAACUGGGGUAUUUGACCUAAAGACUAGAGCUGUUGCCGCUAUCAGACACGAUUUAUGCCAUGUGGAAAAUAACGAUAAUUACACUGGAUAUGAAUUGAAUAGACGCUACGGAAGUUUUGAGUCUUUUGAACGUGAGUUCUACGAGCUUGUCAGAAGUACCAUGUUGAAAUACUCUCUACAAGCUCGUAUCGGAAACAUGGACGGUAUUUUUGUCGCAUACCACAACAUCUCUAAGAUGUUUGGGUUCCAGUACAUUCCUCAACAAGAAAUGAACCAUAUCCUCCAUUCCAACGUCGGCAACGCUGCCAAGAGAAAGUUGAAAGCCGGAGCUGAUGUGCUUAGGGUGAUAUAUGGUGACGAAAAAUAUGUUACAAAACACGAGUACGAGACGAACCAGUACCAAAUUGCACAAAAAGUAGCGGAGGCCGAAUUUAAUAUCAGCAUGCAGUUCGUUUCAUCGUUCUUUAAGAACAUCGAAUCGCUUCUUGAGAAGGACCAACACGCACGGAUAGUAAUUAAAACCACUGCCUCUAAGCGUAAGAAUACCUCUGUGAUGCACGUACUAGUCACACCACUCGAUGAAAAAGAGUUGGAAACCUUGGAAAGUAUGAAGCUUUCUCAAGUGCUUUUCCAACAAGACCAUAAACAUAUCAAUGAAUAUAUCAUUAAGCUUAAUGAUAUACACCAUAAUAUGAUGUGGAAAACUGUUGGAUACACUGUUAGUGUAGAUCACGAAUUUGAUAACCGUUUUGAUGAAACCAGUAAUAGAUUGCCAUAUUACGGAAGCGAAUCUGAGAAGACGAAGGAGUACAUAAGAAGCGUGCUAAGAAACCACUCCGAAGAUUGGGAGCAUCCUUACUUCCACUAUCCAGAAGAAGUGAAUGAUUGGAAGGUGAAAUUCAACAUCACUCCAAUUACGGAUAAUCGUGAAUUGCGUUCUCUGCUUCGUAAAACCCUUGGAGAACAGUUAGGUUUUUUGGAAUCACAGACUGUGGAAAAGACGGAUGACAAGAUGCUCAAGGGCCCCGAGUUUGUUCGAAGCCAAUUAUCCAAAUUGGUGCAUGGAAAGGGUAGGUCUCUUGACGAGCUUCAUCUCCGAAAACAUGAUGACAAUGAUAUAUCGACAUUGCAGUCGAUGCUUCGUGCCCUUGGUGACAAGAAGAGGAACCAAGAUGCAAAUAAGAAGUCCGCUAGUUCUCAUUCUAACUCACCAGUGAUGUGGAACCAGAAUGAAAAGCCUUCUUCAAAGAGCAAUAAUCAUCCCAAACCAUAA
This is a messenger RNA of Kluyveromyces marxianus DMKU3-1042, 2124 nucleotides long. It is a transcript of the gene PET127, whose product is annotated as Pet127 family protein. The record is from RefSeq and is a predicted model, not a curated record. The coding region runs from base 1 to 2124 and encodes 707 amino acids. The transcript has a single exon. Gene Ontology annotation, biological process: mitochondrial RNA 5'-end processing. Gene Ontology annotation, cellular component: mitochondrion; mitochondrial envelope. Lineage: Eukaryota; Fungi; Ascomycota; Saccharomycetes; Saccharomycetales; Saccharomycetaceae.